Lucilia sericata (common green bottle fly) is the source of this 1254-nucleotide messenger RNA. Its product is annotated as galectin-4-like. Lineage: Eukaryota; Metazoa; Arthropoda; Insecta; Diptera; Calliphoridae. Gene Ontology annotation, molecular function: carbohydrate binding. The record is from RefSeq and is a predicted model, not a curated record.
GUUCUCCUUUGAAAAUCUCUCAAAACUAAAAUUUCAAAAUCAAAACAAAAUUUGAAAACAAAUUUAUAGUAAAUAAAAUUUUAAAAGCUUCUUAAUAAAAUUUUAAUAUCCCCUCCCAUCAUGCUGGCUUAUUGUUUUGGCAAAACUUCGGAUUCCACUGAAUCUUUAAAUGCAGACAUCGAAGGAGAUCCCAAAUAUCAAAACAAUAAACUUGGACGCAUACAAGAAGGUUUGGCAUUUUUUGUUAGUGGUAACAUACUACGUCAUGGAGAUCGUUUUAUUAUUGAUUUCGGUUUGGAUAAUGCCAAUAAAGAUAUUGCUCUACGUAUAGCAUGUCGAGUGUCAUCAAAUUCUCUGGGACGAAAUUCACGUAUAAAACAUAUUUGGGGAGUAGAGGAAACAAAUUCAGCCAUACCAUUUCGUUUGAAUAGUUGCAGUACUUUUGAAAUACAAGUAUUAUUUACUGUUGACCAUAUUCUGAUCGCUCUUAACGGUUUGCAUAUAGCCAAAUUUGCACAUCGUCUGCCCUUUCAUGAUAUACGCAAUAUAGAUAUACGUGGUGAUAUAACAGAUGUUCAUGUUGAACGUAAUAUUGUUACUGAUUAUCCCACGCGUCCCGACAAAACACCACAUAUUGUACGUUUGGGAGGUCGUUAUGCUAAUACUUCCAAUUUAGAGGAUCUUGAAUCAGAAGCAGAUUGCUGUGAACUGGCAACAACCGAUGCGGCAGAACGUUUCCUUCCUUUACCCUAUUAUGCCACCUUUGAUAAGGGUUUCUUUGAUUUGGGCUAUAGUAUUGGAGUGAGGGGUCAUGUACGUCUAAAUCCUCAUACCUUUAAGGUGGCUUUACAAGUGGGACAAAAUGUUUGGCCUCAACCAACUAUAGCCUUGCUCUUGGAGUUUCGUUUUACCCGACAACGUGAUGGUGAAACUGGUGAACCUGUUAUAGCUCGUAAUUCGUUUGCCAAUGGCAAAUGGACGGGUGAAAUAAAGUCAGAGUUGGCCACUGGUCUACGUCCCGGUGCAGAUUUUCAUUUAGUGGUGGUGCGUGGUAGAAAAUCAUUUGAAAUUUAUAUGAAUGAUAAACCGGUUACCGAUUAUCCCUAUAAAGUGAAUCCGAAAUAUGUUGACACUUGCUUUAUAGCGGGCGACAUAAAGCUAUUUAGUGUGGACAUUGAAAGUGAUUAAAAAAGGAUUGAAAUUUAUUGAAAAUGAUACUAUUUAUUAAAAAUUAUACCAUUUAUUUGCUCUUAA